This is a messenger RNA of Strongylocentrotus purpuratus (purple sea urchin), 1185 nucleotides long. Its product is annotated as ankyrin repeat domain-containing protein 50-like. The record is from RefSeq and is a predicted model, not a curated record. Gene Ontology annotation, biological process: innate immune response. Gene Ontology annotation, molecular function: protein binding. Gene Ontology annotation, cellular component: cytoplasm. NCBI's taxonomy places the organism in Eukaryota, Metazoa, Echinodermata, Echinoidea, Camarodonta, Strongylocentrotidae. The transcript has a single exon. The coding region runs from base 1 to 1185 and encodes 394 amino acids.
AUGGCUGAAAAAGCAGUAAAUGAGCCUGCUGAGGUCGAUAAAGCCCUUCUCACGGCAGCAAGUAAUGGCCGUUUUGAAGUGGUUGUGUAUCUCGUUGGUCAAGGAGCACAGAUUGAAACUCGUGAUAAUGAUGAUGAGACACCUCUUCACUGUGCAUCACGCGAUGGUCACCUCGAUGUAGUUAAGUAUCUCAUUGGUCAAGGAGCACAGAUUGACACGUGUAGUAAUGAUGGUCAAACAGCACUUCAUUUUGCAUCACACAAUGGUCACAUCAAAGUAGUUCAAUAUCUCGUUGGUCAAGGAGCACAGUUUGAUAAGCCUAGUAACCGUGGUAACACCGCUCUUCUUAAUGCAUCAAUCUCCGGUCAUCUUGAUGUAGUUCAUUACCUCGUUGGUAAAGGAGCAGAGAUAGAAUGGGGCAAUAUGGCUGGUCGAAGACCACUUCAUCAUGCAUCAGAGAAAGGUUUUCUUGAUGUAGUUCAGUACCUCAUUAGUCAAGGAGCACAGGUGGAGAGUGGUGAUACAAAUGAAACCACACCAUUUCAUCUUGCAUCAUUCUAUGGUAAUCUUGAUGUAGUUAAGUAUCUCGUUGGUAAAGGAGCACAGAUUGAUAAGCCUAAUGAUAAGGGUAGUUUGACGGCACUUCACAUGUCAUCAAGAUCAGGUCAUAUUGAGGUAGUUGAGUACCUCAUUGGUCUAGGAGCACAGGUAGAGAUUGAGAAUGACGAUGCUAUAACAUCACUUCAUAUGGCAUCAAUGGAAGGUUUUCUUGAUAUAGUUAAAUGCCUUGUUAGUCAAGGGGCACUGGUAGAGAGAUGUGAGAAAUUUGGUUUCACAGCUCUUUACUGGGCAUCAGUCGAUGGUCAUCUUGAUAUAGUUAAAUACCUCUGUGGUCAAGGAGCACAGGUUAAUAGCGAUGGCCUGGACGGUUCCACACCACUUCUUGUUGCAUCAAGCAAUGGUCAUCUUGGUGUAGUUCAGUACCUCGUCGGGCAAGGAGCACAGUUAAAGAGGGGAAAUAAUGAUGGUGAGACACCGCUUGUUGUUGCAUCACGCAAUGGUCAUCUUGAUGUAGUUCGGUAUCUCCAGAGUGAACAAGAAAAGAAAGAAGAAGCAUCACCUGAAGGUAAAAUUCGCAUUUUAACAGUAAUCACUAUUUCAUGUGAACAAGGGAUGAAUUUAUAG